AUUUAAGAGCUCUAGUUCCCAUUUUUCUUAUUUGUUCAUUCUUCACAAUGACUGAUGGAAGAAGUAAUCUCAAUUUGCAGACCGGGUCGAUCAAGAAAUCUGGUGACCCAAAAAACUUUGAGCGUCCAGUGGCAGUCGGGGAGGAGGAUCAGCCGCCUCGAGAAGCUUCUCAGGGCGGAGACUUCGACGAGGCUAAGCUGGUGGACGUCAACAUUGCCUUGAGCUGGGAACCCUUUGAGGUGAAGCAAGGAACAGAGACAGUGCGUGAGUAUUAUAAAGAGUUCCUUAAGAAGGUCAAGAACCUCGGAAGAGAGUUGGAGGAAGAGGAGCUGGCGUGUCUGUUCCAGGAAGGGCUACGCGAGGAGUUGCACGAAGGGGUAAGUGCAGCGAACUGCGGAUGGAUCCUCAAUUAUGUGUCAGAUGUAGUAGAUGAAGCUGAGAAGGUAGAGGCCAAACUUAGAAGCACCACGGAAAAGGCGCCGCUCGUGUCUAAGGAGUUUGCUGAUGUUGACUGUGGACAAAGCGAUUUGGGCCAACCCGCAGCCAGAGAUGAGGUGGAGAGCAAACCCUCAAAGUCCUAUGAUCCGGAAGACCAUGUCAUGCAAGAUUGAGAUGGCUAGAGUCAGCAUAAAAGAGUCUCGUGGAUUAUGUUUGCCUUCCUUUUCGUUGGUUUGAUGAUCUCAUGUUCAAUUGAACUGGUUAGCUUGUUCCUAUUCGGUUUCCUAUUUUAUAUGUUAAAGGGUUGCUAUUACUCAAAAAGUUUGGAACUUUCCCUUCAUUUCCUUCGUACCCUUUUGCUGAGUAAUGUGAGAUUGGAGGCGAGAUUCAAAGCUGUCA
Molecule: messenger RNA, 837 nt
Organism: Arabidopsis arenosa
Lineage: Eukaryota; Viridiplantae; Streptophyta; Magnoliopsida; Brassicales; Brassicaceae
Source: the annotation of a GenBank genome assembly